CCUCAAUGCAACUAGUUUACUUUUCGAUACCCUUUCAUUUAGUUGUCAUAUUCAUACUAAAUAUAUUGGGGCGGUGUUUUCAUUAUUUUACUUAAAAUAAGCAUAAUCGAGAUACUUGCGUAUUCGUCGACAUGAAAAUUUACAUUUUUCUGGUGGUGGGACACAUAGCUUUAACUCAGGCUUCUGAGAUACCCCAAACUGAAGGGGCAACUCUAACAAAUUGCACGAAACCCGACAAAGCCACAAUUCAAAAGAAAGUUACGGCUGCAAUGGAGAAAACAGUAGAAAAUCUAUUUAGAGACGCAUCAUUCUUCAGAAAGAAAAGGUUUGUGUCAGCUCAGAGUGACGCGCAAAAGUACACGGACAACCACGGGUCGGAAAUGUAUGCAGGGUCAGUUGUACCAAUUGAACUAGAAAGAGAACAUCAGCGAGUAGACGAAGGUAAAAAGUCGAGUACGGAUUUAAUUUCCAAAAGAUCUUCUCUGUACCAAUUAGUCACUUCAUUUGACAACAUUGCCUACGCAAAUGCUAUCCACAAGAAAGAUAAACAUACUGAUUCGAAUGUUCAGAAGGCAAUAUCAAAAGGCGGCGAUUUUGCGUACGCUGGCACUUCGACCACUCUCUGGAGGUCAAAAAGAUUUUGUGUACCACUCAGUUAUGAUGACGGUGUUAAAAAAAUGGUAAAACAGGUUGUGGACCAGGCAUUUAAGACAAUAGAAUUCUAAUUGAUCAAAUCAGGAUACCAAUAAACGAUGGAUCUGUGUAUGUAAUGCAUAUGCAGUUCUAGUUCUUAUUAUUGUA
Messenger RNA from Folsomia candida, 801 nucleotides. RefSeq lists its product as uncharacterized. The transcript has 4 exons. The record is from RefSeq and is a predicted model, not a curated record. NCBI's taxonomy places the organism in Eukaryota, Metazoa, Arthropoda, Collembola, Entomobryomorpha, Isotomidae. The coding region runs from base 132 to 725 and encodes 197 amino acids.